CAUAUGCGUGUGUGUGUGUCUCCAUUUGUGUAUCUCAGUGGUUCCAUAGCACCUGACCCACCCACCCCGGGGUGUUUGUCCUGAGAGCUGGGAGCAGAAGGGUUGUGAAGCCAGGGCCAAGGGAGGUAAGAGCAACCACCGAGGCACCGAGCGGGACAAAAGGAUAGCAGGGGUAGGACGGAGAACAAGGGCACAGCACGCAGGAGGGGAAACCACGCAGCCAGCAGGAGUUGUUUGCAGGAGGAUUGUUGACAUUUAGCCGAAGAUGAGUACAUACACAGUGACUCUGAAUGGCCCUGCUCCGUGGGGCUUCAGACUACAGGGAGGAAAAGACUUCAACAUGCCCCUCGCCAUCUCCAGGAUAACUCCGGGCAGCAAGGCAGCGGGAGGCAGCUUGACCCAGGGUGACAUCAUCUCAGCUAUUGAUGGGGUCAGCACCGAGGGGAUGACGCACCUGGAGGCCCAGAACAAGAUCAAGUCUGCCACCAUCAAACUCACCCUCUCAAUGCAGAAAUCAAGACGCCCGGCCCCAGUUCCCACGGCAACUCCAAGGAUGGACUCACCUAUGCCAGUCAUCCCUCACCAGAAGGCAUUACAAGAGGAACAUUUUGCAGGAGAAGUUCAAAAGAAGGAUCAAGAGUCUUGUGGAAUCCUCCUGGACAAAAAACCCUGCAAAAGAAAUCUCUUCCCAGCUUCAAGAUCUCCACCAAGCCAACGGGGGCAGUACAAUUCCCCAAUAGGCCUUUACUCCCCCGAAACUCUCAGAGAUAUGAUUGAUAUGCAGGGCAAAAUAGGCGAGGGAUCAGCAUCGGCCAGAAGAGUUUCAUCGCUGGGUGGUGUUCUGCCCAUCAAGGAGCCUGUGGUAGAUUGUGCAUCUCCAGUGUACCAGGCAGUGAUCAGGCCAGGAGAGCCCCUGGACAUGACUGACUGGGCUCGCCGCGCUGCCAACCUGCAGUCUAAAAGCUUCAGGAUUCUGGCCCACAUCACUGGCACCGAAUUCCUGCAAGACCCAGAUGAGGAAGCCCUGCAGAAGUCAAGAGAGAAGUUUGAGUCGGAGGUCAAAGGGCCCCGCUUUGCCAAGCUGAAGAACUGGCAUCAUGGACUGUCUGCACAGAUCCUUAAUGUCCAGGAAUAAAGAGGAGAAGGUGAAAACAAAGGGAAAGAGAAAGAGAGAGAGGGGGGAGGAGGAGAACAUGUAAAGGACGACAUGGACAAAAGGAGGAAAAAGAGAUAAAUUAUGGAGAGAGAUAAGGAGCAAGAGGAGGAGCAAAGUGCUCGGGAAUGUGACAUAGUAAUGUAGCCCAGAUUAGUUUGAUGAAAGAUACUAAAUGUUAGCGUAAGAAUGCUAAAUGUUAAAUGUCAAAUAUAUCUGUCAGCUGCUAAAACCUGAUCUAGCAUUUGGGGUUUUCUUUCUUUGUUUCCUUUUUGUUUGGGUUCUGUCUCUCUUAUGUGAAAGGGAAAUUGUACAAAAAUGAAGUAUUCAAGUGAAAAUGCAGAAA
This is a messenger RNA of Pundamilia nyererei, 1499 nucleotides long. RefSeq names its product LIM domain binding 3b (gene ldb3b). Gene Ontology annotation, biological process: actin cytoskeleton organization; muscle structure development; heart development. Gene Ontology annotation, molecular function: muscle alpha-actinin binding; actin binding. The coding region runs from base 266 to 1135 and encodes 289 amino acids. The record is from RefSeq and is a predicted model, not a curated record. The transcript has 7 exons. Gene Ontology annotation, cellular component: adherens junction; Z disc; stress fiber. Lineage: Eukaryota; Metazoa; Chordata; Actinopteri; Cichliformes; Cichlidae.